Pseudoliparis swirei is the source of this 2164-nucleotide messenger RNA. Its product is annotated as paraneoplastic antigen Ma1-like. The transcript has 2 exons. The record is from RefSeq and is a predicted model, not a curated record. Gene Ontology annotation, molecular function: zinc ion binding; nucleic acid binding. The coding region runs from base 175 to 1344 and encodes 389 amino acids. NCBI's taxonomy places the organism in Eukaryota, Metazoa, Chordata, Actinopteri, Perciformes, Liparidae.
UUUCUGAGACAGUCCUGUAUAGCGUCAAUACGUUUUUAGAAGAGUAUACCGCUACAGUUGGUAGAAGCUGCACAGCAAACUACCUGAGUGAGUUAAGACAACUAGCAAGGGAGGGUUGACAGAGUUUUGAGGGAGUAUUAAAAAACAUGAUUAGUAGGAUGAGUGAGGAACUGGAUGAGCCGGAAGGUAGCAUCAGUGACACUGGAGAGCCAUCAGUUCAAAUAUUGGACUCCCCAGAACCUCAGGCAUCAGAGUCUGCCCAGCCCAUUCCCCAAACAAACCCAAAUCGCAGAAGAACUGUCUCUCUCUCAAAAUGACUUGUACCCACCUGAUGUGCAAAGAGUUGUGGUUGAACAUAUUGUGAGGAGGGAAGACAUAAGUUCUCACUCACUGUCUCCACUGCGACUUCGCUCUUUCUCUGGGAGAUAUCCUAAACCCAGUAAUGAAGUAGACUAUGAAACUUGGCGCUCUCACGUUGAUUUACUUCUCGCUGAUCCUAGUCUGUCUCCUUUACAAAUCACCAGACGGAUUCUGGAGAGCCUGCUGUCUCCUGCAGCUGAUGUAGUCAAAGGUCUUGGUCCUGAUUCCCUGCCUACCAUUUACUUGCAGGUUCUUGACUCAGCCUUUGCUACUGUCCAAGAUGGAGAGGAGCUUUUUGCUCGAUUCCUGAAUACCCUUCAAGACCCUGGUGAAAAGCCCUCGGCCUACCUACAACGGCUGCAGCGCAAUGGGAUUUCUGCUGUCAAAAGAGGAGGCAUUGAAGUAAGUGAAAUGGAAACACACCUAGUGAAACAAUUCUGCCGUGGAUGUUGGGACAACACAGUUAUUUCCAAUCUGCAACUAGAACAGAGAAAAGGAAAUCCUACAUCUUUUGCUGAGUUACUACUUUUGUUGCGCACCGAGGAAGAUAGACAGCUUUCAAAAGAGACACGCAUGAAGAAACACAUGAGCUCAUCCAAACAACGAAUUAACUUAAAUUCACAAACUACUUGUGCUGCAACCUCAGAGCACCAUUCAAAUGAGAUGGAAGAUCUCAGAAAUCAAAUGAAGAAGUUGCAGAGCCAACUAACAUCUCUGAUUUCUCAGAAUAAGACGCACUCUGUGCCACGGUAUGAACCGUGUCAAGUGAAUGCAUCACGGUCUGGAGCCGCUCGAACUGUUGCACCAAAGAAACUUAGCAAACCAAGACCAUGGUACUGUUUUAAGUGUGGUGAAGAUGGGCACAUCUCUACAUUAUGCGACAACGCAGCCAACCCAGAUCUGGUGAUGUCAAAACGAAGGGAGUUGCAACAAAAGCAACACAUGUGGGACGAAAAAAACACUUCCCGCAACCCAUCAAACUGAAGGCAGCUUCUGCAGAGGGACAGGCAGCGGCUGCAGUGACUCAAUGUCCCAGAAAAUGGCCUCCAUCACAGUGCACUUAUCUGUGCAAGUUACCAAAAGGACUAAUUGGCACCAAAAGCACAGCACAAGUGAAGAUGAAAGGAACAGUAUUCAAUUGUUUAUUGGAUACAGGUUCACAGGUGACUACGGUCCAGUGGUGUAUAGUAACGAAGUAGAAGUACUUCGUUACUUUACUUAAGUAGUUUUUUUGGGUAUCUGUACUUUAUUUUACUACUUAUAUUUCUGUUUACUUUUACUUUUACUUCACUACAUUUUGCAAUGAAAACUUGUACUUUUACUCCGAUACAUUUCCCCUGAAACAGUAUCGUUACUCGUUACUACGGAAAAAAAUAAUCAUGAGAAACAUCGGGGACUGUUGUGGAACACGCCGCAGCGCACCUGAACGCAGCACGAGCACCAGGUUGGGGAUCAGUGGUCCUUGCCGCGUGUUUUCUCUUCCCAGUGAUGCCCAGGAUGCUAGCGAGCGAGCGGCUACAGAUACGACUCAUUUCAUGUGGAGCAGCAAUGGAAGCUACUCGAACAACCACGGGGACCAAGAUCAACGUCCGUGGCCAUAUUUGGGCGAACUCUUUUCUUUGGUCGGAGUGAAAGUUUCUUCCUACCGGAUGAAGUGCCUCUUAUGCCGACCGAAAGCUACGGAGAUACUGGCCUUCAACAACUCACCAACCUCAGGAAACACAUUGAGGAAUGGACUACAUCAAGCAGCACAUGGAAGAACCCUCCCUGCAGCUAUGUGAUGCCACCAGGUCCAGUUCAUCUG